ACCGCAACGGUCCGAACCGGUCAGAGGAAGCGUUUUCACCGUCAAAGCCCGUUAAGAGCACCCCGACCACGGGAGAUAACGGCCGGAAUUUCUCCGGCCGUUUCGAUCGGGCGUCUUGGGGAAAAAAAUGGGGAGGGAGGCCGGCUGAGGCCGGUUAUGGCCGGAGAUGGGUGGAACUCGUUUGUUGCUGUUACAUAGCUAGUGCAUAGUCGACACCACUGCAUGGGUUGCUUUCUUCGACUUCAUUUGGAUGCAAGGGUGACGACAGGAGUAUAGGGUGAGUUUCUCUUAUCUUUUCGGCUGGUCAUGGUGAGGGUGCAUGAACUGUAUUUUGGUGUGUUUGGACUGACUUGCACGACAAUAGGCGUGCACCAGUGACGUUGAGGUUAGGGUUGGUGCUGGUGGUUAUCUUGCUUGAUAUUGUGAGCUUAGGAACAUACAAUAUACUGAUCCGAACCAUUAUUUUUUUGUCGAGAUCCCGCUGCCAGACACGAUGGCCAGGCCAGCAAGGUGACAGUCUCGUGGUCUCUUCAUGGCUUUUCAUGACAAAGAGAAAUCAGUCUGUCGGAUAUCAACCAUCCGGGGGAGUUGCUAGUUCGCGUAGACGGUCAAGAUGCGACCAGGGCGAGGCCGGAAUAGAUUCCGGCCAUGGUGUAUAUAGGCGAGCAAGUUGGCCAGUCUUAAGGACCAAAUCAACAGCUUCAAUCUCAACUUCAAACAUCUUCUCGACACUUCGAACCCUCAUAGAUUCGUGACCUCGAGACACAAUGGGUUCCCUAUCCAACCCCGUCACCCCCUUCAACGUCCUCACAGACGCCAAACCAGACGACACCUCCCUCCCAGCCUUCAUGGUGUCCACCACCCGCGGCUUCCUCCCCCGUGUCGACCCCAUCGUCACUCUACCCCCCGAGUUUGACCCCCUGGAGUCGAUCCUUCAGCGUAUGCCCGUCAAGACGGCCUCCGGUGAGCCUGGCCUCCUAGCCGAGGGCAAGCUGGGCAAUGUCGUCCUAUCCGAGCUCCCAGACUUGACCUCCCACAUCGACAAGUAUGCCCCCAACCUCCCCUUGAUGAACGCCCUGUAUCGAGACUACUCCUUCCUCUUGUCCGCCUUCCUCCUCGAACCCUGCCACCUCCGCUUCAUCAAAGGCGAACCUUACGGCCUAGCCCGUGAUGUCCUCCCAGCCAACAUUGCCCGCCCAAUCAAGCGCUGUGCCGAAUUAACAGGCUUCAAACCCUUCAUGGAAUACGCCGGCUCCUACGCCCUCUACAACUACCGCCUCGCCAACCCCCCCUCUGGCCUCUCCUACCCCAACCUCCGCCUCAUACGCGCGUUCGAGCACGGGCUCGACCCCUCCUCCUCCGAGGCAGGCUUCGUGCUCGUGCACAUCGCCAUGGUCUCCCACUCCCCUCUGCUAGUCUCAGGUUGUGUCAACGCUCUAUCGUCCGCUACCUCCCGCGACAGGAGCAGGUUCAACACCGCCCUUGGGGAGGAGAUGUUGACCGCGUUGCGCAACAUCAACAGGUCGAUGGAGACGAUGUGGCAAAAGUCCAAACCGGGGAGUUACACCUCGUUUCGGACCUUCAUCUUUGGGAUCACCUCGCAGAGCAUGUUUCCCGACGGGGUGCUGUACGAGGGGAUAGAGGAGUACAAAGGGGAGAGACAGAGUUUCAGGGGGGAGUCGGGGGCGAACGAUAGUAUGAUUCCACUGAUGGAUAGUUUGUUGAGUAUUCCGAUGCCGGAGACGCCGUUGACGGAGAUAUUGAAGGAUUUUAGGCAGUACAGGCCGUCGAAUCACCGGGAUUUUAUCAAGUAUGUAGCUGAGAGGCAGGAUGAGUUAGGUAUCAAGCGAUGGGCUUUGGGCGGGGAGGAGGAGGAGGAGGAGGGGAGGGAGACAAGGAGGCUUUGGUUGAGGCUGUUGGAUCAGGUGAGGGAGUUUAGGUGGCGGCAUUGGUGUUUUGCUAGGGAGUAUAUCCUCAAGCAGACUUCGCAUCCUACUGCAACGGGGGGGAGUCCGAUUGUGACUUGGUUGCCUAAUCAGUUGGGUGCUGUGUUGGCUGAGAUGGAGAAGAUUUAUGGGGAGGGUGGUGGGAGGGGGAAGCUGGGGGAGGAGAUCGAGGGGAUUAUGGACUUGGUGGGGAGGCAGAGGGAGAUGUUGGAGAAGGAGGUGAAGAAGUUUUGCGAGGAGAGGGGUGUUAACUAGGUAGAUAUGUGGCUCGGUAUGGCGUUUGUGAGUAAAUAAUGCAAAAUCGAGAUUUGUCUCCCCUUAACCAAUGCUAUGCUUUCUACUUCUCUCUUUCUA
This is a messenger RNA of Podospora bellae-mahoneyi, 2300 nucleotides long. RefSeq lists its product as uncharacterized. Gene Ontology annotation, molecular function: metal ion binding; heme binding. Bases 768 to 2201 code for a protein of 477 amino acids. The record is from RefSeq and is a predicted model, not a curated record. NCBI's taxonomy places the organism in Eukaryota, Fungi, Ascomycota, Sordariomycetes, Sordariales, Podosporaceae. The transcript has 2 exons.